AUGAUGACAGAUAAUAGAGUAAGAGAAUAAAUUAAGGAUGGAGUCCACAUUAAGAAAAAUUUAAUGAGUUUUCUAUACAAAUUUGACUAGAAGCUAAUGAAACUUCAGCAAGAAUUAGCAGAAAUUCAUAUUAGAGAUGAGAACAUCAAUUAAGUAUAGUUACAGUUCUAAGAGAUAUAAGAAAAUUGGAAUUAAAUAUUUUAAGUCAAAGAUCUUAGGUCUUAACUAGAUUAAGAUAAUGAUUAUCUUAAAGCCAUUGAAAAAGCAAUUUAAGUUUUACAAGAUGAUCCUCUUGUAAAUUAUGAAGUACUCUUACAUGAAUAGUUAAAAGAGUUUUAUCUAUUACAGCCUGAGCAAGCGAGUCUCUCUGAUAAUUACUUCUUUUUAGAGAAAAAGCAAAACACCUAAUAGUUUGAUUAACUUGACUCAGAUAAAAAGCUCAUUCAAAAUAAAAAUGAGAUCACAAGAAAUGAUAAUCGUGGAAAUUUUACUUCAAAUCAAAAGCAUGAAAUAAGUUUUGGAGGAGAGAUAAAUAGAUUAGGGGAAAAAUAAAUGCAGCAGCAUCAAGAAUCUUAAGAAAGGAAAUAUGUGAGUAUUAGGGAUAGAGUUCAAACUCAGAAUCCGUUUAGAAUAAGAUCUGAGUCUUAGGAUGGAGAAAUCCUUCCAGAUAAGACUGAGAAAUAAACCUCUCAGGAUAGAUAGCUUAAAAUGACCAUUCCUAAAAGUAUUCUAAAAUCAUCAUAGGAGCUAAAGGAGAAUAUGAAUGUGCCUAAGCAUGUUAAUUUUGACUCAAAUGAUUCAGAGGCUGAUACAUUCAGAGAUCCAAACUUAUAGAGUUAAUAGUUUACAGAUAGAUCUAAUCUCUCUGAUAUAACUCAAUUUAAUGCUUAAACUUAGAAAAUCUUAAAGAAAUUUUUAAAAGGUGAUUGGGAAAUAGAUCAUACUGGUGAGGAUUACUUAGUAGAUAAGAUUUUGCUAGAAUUCCCAGUUUUUUCAUUGAAUGAAGAUUAUAUCAGAGCUUUAAUUAACAUAGUAUUUUCCAAGAUAGACUAAGCUUAAAAUAUGAUUAAUCAAAAGAAUGAUCAGAUUUAAAACUACAUAAAGGGAAAAUAGAUUUAUGAAAGUAGAAGGCUAAAGGAUGAAACGAAAAGGUAAAGAGAUGAUAGCUUGAAGAUACUAAAAGGUAAAACGAAUGAUAGAAGUUUAGAAAGAGAUACCUCAUAAACUAAAAAAUCAGUUGCAUUUAAAUAGACAGAUAAAGAGAAAAUAGAUAAUUGGAUAUAAAAAUAACACAAGAAAUAGUAAUUAUAGCAACAGACAUUGAUACUAUCUUCAGUAUUGUAACAAGUCAUAGAUUAGAAUCUUUAGGGUGUAUUCAAUCAGUUAUUGCUACACUAAUCUAAUUUAGUUUAGAAGUAACAAGAGAUAGAAUAAAGCGUUGCUCAUAAAAUAAGAGGAAAAAUAUUCUAUAGGUGGUUUGAUGCGUACUACAAUAAUAUCGAGAGUACUUAUCAGAUUUAUUAUAAAACUUUGAAAAGGAAAAUUUUUAGGUACUUAAUCCUUAAUAAGCGUUAAUACUUGCUUAAACAUUCUAAAGCAUUGAAACUUUAACAGGAAAAUUUAAAGUUUAAGGGAUUCCUUGGUUUUCUUCAAAAUCUUAACCUAAGGAGAAAGGAGAAGGAAAAAAGAAGGCAGGAAAUAUAGAAAGAGCUUGAGGCAAAUUAAAUUCAAAAGCCAAAUCUAAAUUUGAAUUUGAAUGCAGUAUUUGAGAAUGUAAAGCCACAAAAAUUGGUAGAAAUAUUGCCUAUAAUUGAUAGAGAUAUAGCAAAUGCUUAUCAAAAGGAAUUAAGCCCAAAGAAUAUGCAAGUUGGUAGUUACCCUAGUACAGUUUAAAGGGAUGAAAAUAGUAGUCCAAAUCACGAAUAAAUAAUUGGGUAAAACGAUAAAAACAUAUAGAUAAAUUAAUUCAAUCACAACUAGAGUCAAAGUACUCUCCCUAUAUGGUAUCAAACAGGCCAGUCUAAUAAUACUUUACUUAGAGGAACAAAUCAUAGCAUGUCAUUCUAAUAGCCCAAUAAUCAAAGCAACAACUAUUCUCCUGUGAGAGUAAGAUAAUACGAUGACUCUAAUACUUAAGCUUCAUUUAAUUGGAGGUUGACAAAUAACACCUAGACUAGAACAAUAAAUCCAUUUACUUAGAUUCUGAGUGAUGAGCCUGACAAAGAAAAUGAUAAUACAAAUCUUAAUCAGGAUUUACGCAACUACUAUCCUGAGAACUAGGAGCUUUAAAAAUAGUAAUAGUAACCACCUAGACAGCCAAAUGAGCUGAAUAACGUAUUUUCAUUCUAAAAUACGCUGAAUAUAUAGAAUUAAAAGGACUAUAAUACAAUCAAUCAAAUUAAAUUUUAAGAUUAAAGACUGAAAUAACCUAGAGCAAUAAGUCCUUACUUUGAUAGACAAGUUCAAUUUUUCCUUGGUAAAGGUUAACCUAUUUAGUCUCAUAAGACUUAGAACUUUCUAAAUCAUUCCAGCAAUAGGAGUCUGAUCCCCCAAUAGAGUACUCUUAAAUCAAAUCAAAGCUUCCAUUCAAAGAAUACAUCAAACCAAAAGUAGAAACAGACUCCAAAGCUGAAUUAAUUAAACUCUUAUAAUAAAUACAAUCAAGUUAGGUCCCCAUAAAACAGAUAAAACUCUAGUUCUAUCUAAAAAGGAGGUCAUUCAAUAACUAGUCCUGCUAGCUCCAAUCAAAGUCAGAUAUAGAGUUUUAAAUCAGCAGUGGUUCGAAUGACUUACAAGAAUAAUGAAAAGAGUGUUACAAGAAGUGACAGUGAAUAAAGAAAUCCUUCCUAUGCAAAGAAUACAGUUUCAUUCAUUAGCAAGCAUAUUGAUCAAUGA
Molecule: messenger RNA, 2895 nt
Organism: Stylonychia lemnae
Lineage: Eukaryota; Ciliophora; Spirotrichea; Sporadotrichida; Oxytrichidae
Source: the annotation of a GenBank genome assembly